AAUCAGAGCUCACAAACUCUCGCCGAGAUCGAAGCGUGGAUCUGUAAAGAAGUGAAGAAGUAAGAUUACCUCCGGCAGAAAGAAGUUUAUUAUUUGAAGCUCACUCUUCAAGCCUGAAGGAAAAUUCUGUGUAAAGAUGCGUUGGACAAUUUUACUCGUGUUUGUUUUAUACUUUGCAGCCACAGAGGAAGCUAUCGCAGAUUGCUUAUCACCACUUGGCCUAGCGUCUGGCUCAAUACAUGACUCCCAGCUUUCAGCAUCUACAUCCAUGAGCGACUGGUUGCUGCCGUCUGCAGGGCGACUUCAUAACAAUUUAACGUCGAGCUCAUUCGGGGCCUGGUGCGCAGAAGACGUAGACUUGGAUCAGUGGUUUCAAAUUGACUUACUGAGGACAACAAACGUGUCAGCGGUUGCUUCUCAGGGAAUUGACAUAAUCAUGGCAGGUUACUGGGUGGCGUCAUACUCUUUGAACUACAGUUGUGAUGGAAUCAAAUGGCAUUCUUACGCCAUACAAGGAGCACCUGUUAUAUUUCAAGCAAAUAAUGAUUCUGAUAGUGCGGUAACGAACACACUCUCACCUUCUAUAUUGGCGCGGUUCAUUAGAGUGUUGCCCUUGGAAUGGAAUCAGCUAGAAACCAUUUGUCUCAGACUGGAAUUAUAUGGAUGCGAAAUGAACCAAGCCUGUCCACAUCCUACCAAGGAUACAGGUGCAGUGUCACCAAGUCCGGCAACAGCAGAGUCUUCUUUCGUAACCAAGGCCCCAUUAACUGGUUUGCCUCCAAAAUUUUCAACGCUGAGUUCUGAGUCGGAGAACAAGUCACAGAUCACUGACAGCGUAGCCACUGAUAAAACUACAAUUCCCAUCGCAUGUUCAUAUGCCCUUGGAAUGCAGUCUGGUGCAAUUAACGAGUCGCAAAUAAAAGCUUCGUCUUUCGACAGUCUUUGGACUCGACCAUCCGAAGCAAGACUUCACAAUCAGUGGAGUCUCAACCAUAGAUCGCUGGGGGGCUGGUGUGCAGCAGAUGGGGACAUGAACCCUUUCUUGCAAGUGGACUUGUUGAACAACUUUAUUGUCACUGCUAUAGCAACACAAGGUGUUCCGGCAAACGGAAACAUUGCUUUAAGAUACAAACUUAACUACAGCUGUGAUGGGAUAAAUUGGUUUGAAUAUCAAGAAGGAACGGUAUUUGAAGGUUAUCGCAAAAAUCUGCGAGCGCGACAAAACAAGCUACCAGUGCCCUUUAAAGCUCGGCUAGUGCGAAUUCGACCGCUUCUCUCAAGGCAGUACGAAAUACCAUGUGUGCGACUCGAAAUCUAUGGAUGUAGAACAGCUAAUUCAGUUUGUGGAACAAAGAAUCAACUGAACACCGCGAUAAACCCUGAUCAACACUCUUCUGCGAACACCAAGACCCAAACAAUUCAUAAGACAACGUCAAGACGGAAUCAAAGCCCUACAAGACCAAAGGACAUGAUUGUAAUUGUGCGAGAUCAUCCAAGUAACGAUUCGUUAGGUUAUAACUUCAUGCCAUCUUCAACAGAGCAACAUAACAUUUUCAGUUUAUUACUUCCUCUUACUUUGCUCCUCGCAAUACUUACUCAGUGAUUAAUAAUGAGAGUCCUAAACAUUUUUACUUCGAAAAAGUAUAAGAAAAAAAGUGAUAAGUUUUGGUUCAGUAAUCACGGAAGACGUUUCACCGAGGGUCUGUGGACUGAGUAGCAUCCCAAGCAAGGGAAAGUUAACUAAAAUCUGCCUAAUGCCAUUAUUGUAAAUAUUUUUCACUAUUAAUUGUAGCUUGUGGCGUUAGCGCGCAAAGGAGAUGGAGAGCGAUUCCAGCGAUCCAACUUCAGCUCACUACUCGCUCCCUUCGCUCUUUACGCGCAAAUACUGAUGACAGUCUCACUUCACCCUCCCAUUUGUGCGCCAGGCCUGCCGGCCGAAUAAGAUUAGUGCUUACGUUUCAGCUUUAUGUAAAUACUAAAAUUGCUCGAUAAAAGCAAAGUCAAGUCGAUGUUAUUUAAUGCUGUUAAACAAACCCUACUUGCUGUUACUCUCGUUGGGUACAAAUUGGUGAGAGUUCUUCACCGUUGUAUUAUUCUGAUAGACAAGAAAUCAUGUUGCGCAUUGAUUGAAAAUCAAUUGACCAUACUCACAAGAACAAGACACAAAUCAUGAGGCACAGACGUAUAGGUUUGGCGUCGUGUCGAGGUGUCAAAAUCUGUACUUGUCGAGAGACAGAAUAAUUUCAUGAUAAGGACGACUGGCACAUAUACUAGACUUCAAAACAGCAAACCUCUUAAAUUCAGGAAUACUUUGAAAAUGUUAAAUAAAGAGUAUUUUUCGAUUCUGAA
Stylophora pistillata is the source of this 2349-nucleotide messenger RNA. RefSeq names its product lactadherin. Lineage: Eukaryota; Metazoa; Cnidaria; Anthozoa; Scleractinia; Pocilloporidae. The record is from RefSeq and is a predicted model, not a curated record. Gene Ontology annotation, cellular component: plasma membrane. Gene Ontology annotation, molecular function: signaling receptor activity.